AUUAUGGACAAUUGAAACUCUUCAAGAGGUUGUUCGUGGAAAUAGAGAGUCUCCUGUAGACGGUACACCUCCUCGAUAUAUCAAACUUUUUCAAAAUUAUUGGGAGGACGAUCCUAAUAAAUGUCCUAAGAUAGAAUCGUUAUUUAAUAAUUUGAAAGAAAU
Dentiscutata heterogama is the source of this 162-nucleotide messenger RNA. The record is from the annotation of a GenBank genome assembly. NCBI's taxonomy places the organism in Eukaryota, Fungi, Glomeromycota, Glomeromycetes, Diversisporales, Gigasporaceae.